Molecule: messenger RNA, 282 nt
Organism: Cyphellophora attinorum
Lineage: Eukaryota; Fungi; Ascomycota; Eurotiomycetes; Chaetothyriales; Cyphellophoraceae
Exons: 2
Coding region: 1-282 (93 amino acids)
Source: RefSeq, a predicted model, not a curated record
AUGGAUUUCACCGUCCGAUCAUACAUAGGGACCAUAUCUGCAAAGUUCAACACGCUCGAUCGUAUCACACGCAGGGGACAUAACCUUCCACCUCACCGAGACUUCAACGUUGUCGGCUCAUUGGCAUACGCAACUACCACUCGUCAUGCACUCACCGGUAUCAUCGACCACGAGGUGGAAUAUAGUGCUGCCACGGAGGAGAUCCAGAGCAAGAUGGCCGAAAUCGAGUCAAAGGGAUAUGGGCCCGAUCUUGCAGGCCGGAUCGACCGCAUUCAAUACUAA